Polyodon spathula (Mississippi paddlefish) is the source of this 3032-nucleotide messenger RNA. RefSeq names its product short chain dehydrogenase/reductase family 16C, member 5b (gene sdr16c5b). Gene Ontology annotation, cellular component: lipid droplet. Gene Ontology annotation, molecular function: oxidoreductase activity, acting on the CH-OH group of donors, NAD or NADP as acceptor. The coding region runs from base 91 to 1071 and encodes 326 amino acids. NCBI's taxonomy places the organism in Eukaryota, Metazoa, Chordata, Actinopteri, Acipenseriformes, Polyodontidae. The transcript has 7 exons. The record is from RefSeq and is a predicted model, not a curated record.
CAGAAUUCGUAGCGUCAAACGCUGAAUCCAUUCAGUUCCUCAGUGAACAGAAGAAAGCAUCGAGUGACACUUAGUAAAGGAUUUGCAACAAUGAACUUCUUCUUGGAGACCUUGCAGGUGACAUUCCUGUCCAUUUAUUACCUCCUGGAAGCAUUUGUAAAGCUGUUCAUUCCAGCGAGAAGAAAGAAUGUGACUGGGGAGAUUGUGCUCAUCACUGGGGCUGGCAGUGGCAUUGGCAGGCUGAUGGCUCUGGAGUUUUCUAAGCUGGGAGUCACACUGGUUCUCUGGGAUAUCAACCAGGAGGGAAGUCAGGAGACUGCCCGUUUAGCCAAGAAAGAGGGCGCCUCCAGAGUCCACUGCUAUGUGUGUGACUGCAGCAACAAGACAGAGGUUUACAGAGUAGCUGAUCAGGUCAAAAGGGAAGUUGGAGAUGUUAGCAUCCUAAUAAACAAUGCCGGAAUUGUGACUGGCAAGAAAUUCAUGGAAUCACCAGAUAGCCUUAUAGAGAAAACGGUGGAAGUGAACACCAUGGCUCACUUCUGGACCUAUAAAGCAUUCCUUCCUGCCAUGAUGGCCAGUAACCAUGGGCAUCUUGUCAGCGUUGCCAGUUCUGCUGGACUGAUUGGUGUUAAUGGGCUGUCCAGAUUCCUGUAUAAUAACUGCUCAUACAUUAACAUUUCUUGUAUUGGCUCAUUUUAUUUAAAAGAUUAUUGUGCAAGCAAGUUCGCAGCUGUUGGCUUUGCUGAAUCUGUGGGUCUGGAAAUGCUUGCUUCAGGAAAGGAUGGGAUUAAAACCACAAUCGUGUGCCCAUAUUUUAUAAAUACUGGAAUGUUUGACGGCUGCUACACUAAAUGGCCACGACUUCUUCCAAUUUUGGAUCCCAAUUAUGCAGCCAGAAAGAUUGUAGAUGCUAUUCUAAAGGAAGAGGUUUACCUGGUGAUGCCAAGAAGCCUAAACCUGAUUUUUGCUCUGAAAAAUAUUGUACCUGUGAAGAUGGGACUAAUCCUUGGAAUCUACUUUGGGGCUUUUAACUUCAUGGACCAUUUCAGAGGUCAUAUCAAGAGUGAUUAAUGCUGCAGAAGAAAGCACACGAGGAACCAGAGGGAUUAUCUGCCAUAUGGGCAAGAUUACAACGUUUUAGUUAAAAAGUGGUUACACUAACAUAUUAGUAUGUUUAUCAGUAUUGUAAGACUUUAUAAUUAUGUCUUGUGAUCUAAGUAUAAUUCAGCCUAUGAGAAAGUCCCAUCUGUAUAGGCUUAACUGAGUAUAGCUAAACAUACUUCAUUACACUUCAUACCUCGUAUCUUGUUGCCAGUGUUCCACACCAUUUUGCUUAUGCAUCUGUGUAAUGCUACCAGGUGAACAGAGUGAUAUGUGAACGUAACAAAAAGAAAAAAACAAACAUUUUAAGAUAUAAUACUGCACAAUUAAAUCAUCUAUCAACAACAGAUGUGUUUAUGUGAACUCAGGUAUAGACAAGAUGUAAUAGUGCUUUCCAUAAAGCUUAAAAGAGAUCAGAAAUAUCUUACAAUGAAUAGUGUGAUGACUGAAGUAAUUAUAACCAAAAAUGUAAUGCAUAAUUACAUUAUAUUCACAAAUACUAAUAUUGUGUGUAAUUUUAAAUUCAUUAAAAGGAAGGUCUGGUCUUUUUUGUAAAACUAAUAAUGUGGGUAUUAUUAAUCCUAAUAAAGUUUAACCAACAUCUUGGGAGAAAUUGUAAGUUAUAUUUUUUUUUAAAGAAUAGAACACUCUAAAGGUCUAAGUAUGGUAAUUAUAUAAAUUUCUGGACAGAACAUUUUACUUAGGUAGAGCACAGCUAAAGAAUCAAGAGGUACAGUUAACAUAUUUAUUGACUGGUGAAAUACAAUUCAGAGUUGCUGCAGUAUGCCCACUGUUGUCAUUUCAAAUAUUUUCACAAAACAAACAUGCAUUAAAGCUACAGUGUGUGGUAAAAAAGAAUGUCAUGAAAAAUCACAUUUGCAGGUGAAAUACACUAGAAUAAAAGUUGCUACAUUAAAAAUAUAUAUAAACAUGUGACAUUUUUGGUCCACUAAAAUAAAUGGCUUUACAUAAUUUCUGCAAGUGUGAAAUUGGAGUGUCCAGAGUGAAAACACAACACAAAAUAUUAAAUUAAUGUAGCAUCCAAAGUAUCACUAUAGCAUAACAUGUUCAAUACAAAAAAAAUGCCUGAGUUACAAGCUCAUGCAAUGUCCAAAAAAGAAUUCAAAAUAUGGGAUUGUAUCGUCAUAACAGGAAAGUAUAACCAAUCAGACUGCAGAGUCUGUACCAUCUAAUCCGAAACCACCGAACCCCACGUCUUCGUCAUUUGAACUUUCAUCAUUGAUGAUGUAAGCACUUGUCUGAAUCAUUAAUGCACAGCGCAACUGCUUCUAGGCAGUUUUUUUCUAUUGACGUGAGCCACGAUAUUUCCCCUCAGGCAUUAUUUGCGUAUUGUUAUUAAAAAUCAGAAAUACUGGUGAAAACUUUACUUUCAGCUAAAAGUUGGGGUAGGCAUCGUUCAAUCCACGGCAUUGACUCAACAUAAUACGAUAUCUAUCUAUCUGUUUAUCUAUCUAUCCACAGUAGAUGCCACUUAUUAACAACCUCUCGGUUCCCAGCAAAAAGUUGUCGUUAACUAAAAGUUGCCAAUAAGCCAAAAGCCCCAGUUUUCAAUUGUAUUUAUAUGGAGUGAUAUAUACUGUAGUUGUAAUAUGGCACUGAAAUACAUGUGUUUUAAAUGUUACUGUUAAAAUAAUCGCAAGGACAGUGGCAGCGGGCUUCAAACAGCAAUUAAACAGACCACACACAAACAGGCCGAGUGGAUUGGUUAAACUUCCAAUAAUUUCUUGUUCACUAAUAGCUUUCAAACAGAUUGUUUCACAAACAAUCCUGUGUCUAUACGGCUCACAAAACAACCAGAAUCAAUGUUCUCACUUUCUUUCCACAGACACGCCACAACCCCGCCCGAGCAUGCUUGCUUGCUUGCCCUCUCUCACAUAUUGCAAUGCCUCAGACAUCUGCUGAUUCUAUCC